This is a messenger RNA of Tupaia belangeri chinensis (Chinese tree shrew), 1593 nucleotides long. It is a transcript of the gene DNAL4, whose product is annotated as dynein axonemal light chain 4. The coding region runs from base 299 to 616 and encodes 105 amino acids. The transcript is spliced from 6 exons. Gene Ontology annotation, cellular component: dynein complex. Gene Ontology annotation, biological process: microtubule-based process. NCBI's taxonomy places the organism in Eukaryota, Metazoa, Chordata, Mammalia, Scandentia, Tupaiidae. The record is from RefSeq and is a predicted model, not a curated record.
ACUUCCUGGCUGGUUGCUAGGACACUCUUGUUUCGCUCCUUGACAACCCUGGCGGGGGUUAGCUGGCUGCGGCCCUGGCUCCGGCCCCCGCGGGAGCAGAACAGCCCAUGAGAUAGGGGAGACCGUCCUGGUGUUCCUGACCUGAGGCUGUACCACUGCACCCUUGUGGAGAGACAUUUUCUGCUCCCACCAAGUUGGCAGGGCCUGCUUCCUGAAUCUCCUGGGUGUGUCUUAAUUGCCAGUCCCAGCGCCUCCUGGAAGCCCCAUUCACUCCUCGAGUGGUCAGAGUGGAAGGACCAUGGGAGAAACAGAAGGGAAGAAAGAGGAGGCUGAUUAUAAGCGACUCCAGACCUUCCCUCUAGUCAGGCACUCGGACAUGCCAGAGGAGAUGCGAGUGGAGACCAUGGAGCUAUGUGUCACAGCCUGUGAGAAAUUCUCCAACAACAACGAGAGUGCUGCCAAGAUGAUCAAAGAGACGAUGGACAAGAAGUUCGGCUCCUCCUGGCACGUGGUGAUCGGCGAAGGCUUUGGGUUCGAGAUCACACACGAGGUGAAGAACCUCCUCUACCUGUACUUUGGGGGGACCCUGGCUGUGUGUGUCUGGAAGUGCUCCUGACACUCUGUCCCCUGCCCCUGCGCCCCGCCCCCUGCAGGGCCUUUUCCUGCCACUCACCUGGGGCGGGGAGCAGCCAGGCAGGCGCUGGGUUCCCAGGAGAGUUGGGCUCUUUUUUUUUUUGUCCUUCGGCGCCAGUCUCCUGAGCCACGCCCAGGAGUGUGUGAGUUUGUGGGCAUCUCUGUACCAGGGUAUUGACAGGGCAGGUCACGGUCUCUCUGGAGCGGGCAGGGGUGGGAGAGGCGUGACAGGGUAAAGGAGGUGGAACGUGGGAUUUCGCUCGGAGGGAUGUCCACCUCCCCACCUUCUUGAGGGCUGGUCUCCCCUUGAAUCCCAGAAACCCACUGCCCUUUGGUCUCCAGCACUGUUGGGAAGUGCCCACCCUCCUUGUCACUUGUGGCCAUACAAAAGUGGCCCCGAGAAGGAGCCAUUCCUCUCAAGGGACAUGGGCAGUUUCUCUCCUUGUUCUCUGCAGACAAGUGAGCCCCUCAGAAGCUCUUCCCCCUUGACUCCAGACUGAACUAACUACGCAUUUUAUUGGGCCAGCAGCACCCAGACCCCUGCUUGGGUGUGAGAACCAAGCAACGCCUCCCAGCGCCCUCCGGUCCUCUCCUCCCUCCCCACCCGCCAGGCCGCAUGAAGAUGUUAUGCGGCCUCCACAGUUUGUGCAGCUGAGGGCCGGGGGCCAGGGUGUGGGAAAUGCCACCGAGCAGUUUCUCGAGGUGUCACCGAGCCUCCCGUGAGACGCCUGGGCCAGGAGUGCUCUCGCCACGAGGCCUGCUGCAGCAGGGAACCUGGCCUGCCAGCGACUUAGCUUCAGGGACCGCAUGCCGAUUUGUACUUCUUAUCUCUGCUGCGUUUUCUAUCUUCUUUUUGAGUGUGGGGAGAAGGGUUUUAGUAGAAGGGUGAAUCGUAUUUUACACAGUGGUCUUAUUUAUAUAAAUGUCUUCGAUUUUACAAUUAAAAUGACCAAAAACUGA